AUGAAUACGGCCUUUCUGGCCCCAUCACGCACCGUCCUGGUCCGGCCCACAUCGGCCUGCUGGCGAUGCCGCCGGAGCCUGCGGCUACACAGCAGUGAUGCUCCAGGCAGACCGGGCCAGCUGCUGCCGCCUGCGCCACCGUCUGCCGGCAUGGCUCGACUGGCCUCGCGCCGGCUGAUCUCCGUGGCUGGCCCAGACGCGGCCAAGUUUCUGCAAGGCAUCAUCACGGCCAACAUGGUCCCAGCAGCCGGAGCCAGCGCUCGUCCACACGGCUUCUACAGCGCCUUUCUCAACUCCCAGGGCCGCGUGCUGCACGACGUCUUCGUGUACCGGAACACGCUCAGCCGCCCGGCCGUCGAGAUCGACCCGGCCUUUCUCGUCGAGGUCGACGCCGAGCAGGCCCGCACGCUCGAGAAGCACAUGCGGCGCUACCGUCUGCGGGCCAAGGUCGACGUCCAGCUACUAGACGACGAUGAGCUGGCCGUGUGGCAUGCCUGGGGAGAAGGUGCUGCUUCUGCUGCUGCUGCUGCUGCUGCAACUGCUUCCCCCGACGUCAUCACCGUCUGCGACACCCGCGCGCCCGGUCUGGGCUGGCGCCACGUCGCCGCGUCCUCGGGCCUGCCGCCGCCGCUCGCCCUCGCCGUCGAUGCCGUCGACGAGUUCGCCUAUCGCAUCCGGCGCUACCUCUGGGGCGUCGCCGAGGGCCAGCGCGAGAUCCAGCCCGGCCAAGCCCUGCCGCUCGAGAGCAACAUCGACCUCAUGGGCGGCAUCGACUUCCACAAGGGCUGCUACGUCGGCCAGGAGCUCACCAUCCGCACACGCCACCGCGGCGUCGUCCGCAAGCGUGUCCUGCCGUGCGUGCUGUACCCAGACGCCGAGAACGUCGACGUCCCGACACAGCUGGAUUAUGCUCCUCACGACAUAUCACGUGACCUCGCCAUCCCCCCCGAAACCAGCAUCGGCCGCGUCGGCAAGAAAGGCCGCAGCGCCGGCAAGUGGCUCGCUGGCAUCGGCAACGUCGGUCUCGCCCUCUGCCGCCUCGAGCCCAUGACCGACAUCGUCCUGCCCGACGAGGCCGCCGCCACAGCCGCCGCCGCCGCCAGCAGCACGCCCGGCACGUUCGUCAUGGCCUGGCCCGCGGACGAGGGCACCGACCAGGCUGCCAGCAGCGUCCGCAUCAGGGCGUUUGUGCCCGAAUGGCUACGGCAGGGCUUGGCUCCUUCAUCGUGA
Molecule: messenger RNA, 1230 nt
Organism: Grosmannia clavigera kw1407
Lineage: Eukaryota; Fungi; Ascomycota; Sordariomycetes; Ophiostomatales; Ophiostomataceae
Product: aminomethyltransferase
Exons: 1
Coding region: 1-1230 (409 amino acids)
Cellular component (GO): mitochondrial matrix
Molecular function (GO): protein binding
Source: RefSeq, a predicted model, not a curated record